This is a messenger RNA of Lachancea lanzarotensis, 618 nucleotides long. RefSeq names its product LALA0S04e05116g1_1 (gene DAL3). Lineage: Eukaryota; Fungi; Ascomycota; Saccharomycetes; Saccharomycetales; Saccharomycetaceae. The record is from RefSeq and is a predicted model, not a curated record. Gene Ontology annotation, biological process: allantoin catabolic process. The transcript has a single exon. Gene Ontology annotation, molecular function: ureidoglycolate lyase activity; ureidoglycolate hydrolase activity. The coding region runs from base 1 to 618 and encodes 205 amino acids.
AUGCUAAGUAUCCCAGUACAACCGCUAUCGGUUGGCGAAUUUGAAAAAUAUGGCUCUAUUGUAUCUCCGGAGGAGGAGAUCCACAAGCUCGGCUCUCAAGCCACUAAGGGUGCUAACCAGGGCACUGCCAUCAAAAUUUUAAAAGUGAGUCGGAAUCAAAACCUUUUCCCAACAGAAUGCGAUGUCAGGGCCUCUCAUUGGAACCUAUUCCGCUGUUUCCCACGCCCUCAUCUGAAAAGAAGCUUUUUAGAGUACUCCACCAACGAUCUGGUUCAACACGACAUCAAGGUACUGGAAAAACACCCUAAUAGUUCACAAACGUUCGUACCUAUGGGCCGCGAUGCCAAUGCUCUGGCGUAUCUAGUAGUUGUGGCUUUAUCAGACGAACAAGACGAACCAGACUUAUCCACGUUGCGGGCCUUCACUUGUAAAGGAACUCAGGCCGUAACAUAUGGUGCGGGUGUUUGGCACGCUCCAAUGAUCGCUCUUGGGCCACAAGAUUACCUAGAUUUUUCGGUGGCCAUAUACGAAUUAGGUGAUGAUUCUGAACCAGAGAUGGACCUGGUCGAAAGAUUUUAUCCAGAUGGCGAAAUGCUUGUUGCUCUUAACGCAGUGUAA